Molecule: messenger RNA, 2539 nt
Organism: Oncorhynchus kisutch (coho salmon)
Lineage: Eukaryota; Metazoa; Chordata; Actinopteri; Salmoniformes; Salmonidae
Gene: gnai1
Product: guanine nucleotide binding protein (G protein), alpha inhibiting activity polypeptide 1
Exons: 9
Coding region: 520-1584 (354 amino acids)
Biological process (GO): adenylate cyclase-modulating G protein-coupled receptor signaling pathway
Cellular component (GO): heterotrimeric G-protein complex; cytoplasm
Molecular function (GO): G protein-coupled serotonin receptor binding; GTPase activity; GTP binding
Source: RefSeq, a predicted model, not a curated record
AUACACAGACAAGAAACAGUAAAGUACAGUACAUUGUUUUCUCGCGUGAUAUCAAAUGUCACUUACGGUAUUAGGCGUUUCCAAAGACCACAAUAUAUUGACUCAAAGGUCAGUCUGGUAUUUUGACAGAAAAAAAUGAAACAGGAAGUAUUCGUGUAGCCAGCUGGUGGUAAUUGUAGUUGAAUGAGCAGAGCUCACUGUGGCAGUGAAAGACGGACGUGCUGAGACAGAGAGAGCAAUUCACCGUGGAACUGUUUUCAUUUACAGCUUUUUAUGCCACGACGAGAGAAAUAGCUUACACUGACUGAAAGCGUAGGAAUAUAGUGGACUAAAGAAACACACUCCUGGUCCUUUUUUUAAUCUUAAAAAAAAAAGUAUACAUCCAAGCGACCCGAUAGCUUUCACACAAGGGCGUGUGUGGGUCUCGGGGAGCAGCGGCUCGCUUUUUAACCCUUGCAUGUUGGUACUGUAUAUAUUUGAUAUUUUUGCAUCACUUGGGUCCGGAGGAUUUGCUUGAGGAUGGGGUGUACCCUGAGCACGGACGAUAAGGCGGCAGUGGAGCGCAGUAAAAUGAUCGACAGGAAUCUGCGGGACGACGGGGAGAAAGCCGCAAGAGAGGUCAAGCUACUGCUUCUCGGUGCUGGUGAGUCGGGGAAGAGCACAAUAGUCAAGCAGAUGAAGAUCAUCCACGAGGCAGGCUACUCAGAGGAGGAGUGUAAACAGUACAGGGCUGUGGUCUACAGCAACACCAUCCAGUCCAUCAUCGCCGUCAUCCGAGCCAUGGGACGACUCAAGAUCGACUUUGGAGACGCCGCCAGAGCCGAUGAUGCGAGACAGCUGUUUGUGCUUGCGGGGUCGGCAGAGGAAGGCUUCAUGACGGCGGAGCUGGCCGGGGUCAUCAAACGCCUGUGGAAGGACGGAGGGGUACAGGCCUGCUUCAGCCGCUCACGAGAGUACCAGCUCAACGACUCUGCAGCAUAUUACUUAAACGAUUUGGACAGGAUAUCCCAAGCCACCUAUAUCCCGACCCAGCAGGAUGUCCUGAGGACUAGAGUCAAAACCACAGGCAUUGUGGAGACACAUUUCACCUUCAAGGACCUCCACUUCAAGAUGUUUGAUGUUGGAGGUCAGAGGUCCGAGAGGAAGAAGUGGAUCCACUGCUUCGAGGGUGUCACUGCCAUCAUCUUCUGUGUGGCGCUCAGCGACUAUGAUCUGGUGCUGGCUGAAGAUGAGGAGAUGAAUCGGAUGCAUGAGAGCAUGAAGCUGUUUGACUCCAUCUGCAACAACAAGUGGUUCACAGACACCUCCAUCAUCCUCUUCCUCAACAAGAAGGACCUGUUUGAGGAGAAGAUCAAGAAGAGUCCUCUAACUAUCUGUUAUCCAGAAUACGCAGGCUCCAACACUUACGAGGAAGCUGCGGCCUACAUCCAGUGUCAGUUUGAGGACCUGAACAAGAGGAAGGACACCAAGGAGAUCUACACUCACUUCACCUGCGCCACCGACACCAAGAACGUGCAGUUUGUCUUCGACGCCGUCACUGACGUCAUCAUCAAGAACAACCUGAAGGACUGUGGACUCUUCUAAGACCUGGAUUUAAUCGAUGGAAGUUUUCUGGCAGUGAAAAGCCAGCAUAAUGUGCGUUUUCGGGGAGAAGUUCACAAGAAUCUGAGUGGGGAGAAUCAAUUAUGGACCAUUGCUGUACUAUAUGCCACUUUUAACAGAUUUAUUUAUGUUUUUGUCUUGGAACAUUUUGAAUUAGCUUUUAAACAUUUGUGUUGGAUGUUUGUGUCACAUUGUAAAAUCAUUUUCACACAUUUUUUUUCUUUUUUGGAAGAGCAAGCUUGUUUUAUUUAGUUUGUUCCUUUAAGCCCUCUCUGGAAAAGGUAGCUUGCAUUAUGGUGGAAAUAUUCCUUUUCUCCCUCCCCAAUUGUUAGGUGAAAGGGAUUUGAUUUGAGCUCAGUUUGUUUGUACUUGUGCCUUUUGCAUGUCCUUUUUCUCUGCAGUCACUGACCAAAUUGCUAUUUUUUUUUUGCCUGCUGAAAUCGUUCCAACAUAAACGGUGAAACGUUUCCUGAGGGAUAUUAACACUCUUUUGUGCACAUUCCCAACCAAUUUAGUGGCGAGAUUCCUCGUGGUCCAAAGGUGUGUGUGUGUGUAUGUGUGUCUCGAUGGUGACCAACACAAGCCCUGCCCACAGGCUGUCCCAUACUGACAAAGGGAUGUGGUUUUUAACAGUACACCAUAUCCUAUGUGUAUCCAAUAUGAACCCUUAACCCAUGAGCUUACGCUAUGCUGUGGAAUGACAGAAUAGCUCAAUCUGAGUCAUAUUUUACUGUAUAUUUUAAGAUUUAUUUAAGGUGGCUUCGGGGACUUGGUCUCUGCGAUCACUGCAGAAUCACAAUUGUAAAGUAAAAUGAAUGGGGAACAAACACAUGGUUAUGGUCUUUAACCAGCCACAGCUGUCUGUGUGUUCUCCAACAGACAGGGAGCCUUUGUACACUCAUUCCCUUAUUUUGCUAAUAAAACCCUUUACAAACCA